AUACUCGAUCCGGCGUGGGUUGCUGCUCGUACUGCUAAUCUCACUGGUCCCGUCUCCGUGGGUUCGUAGGCGCCGCGAUAUCUCAACCUGAGAUGAGAUUAAGGAGGGGCGGUCGAGACACCAGCCUAUGAGAGCAUCAGGAACAGCGCCAUCCACGCCAUCGGCAAAAGAUUAACACGAGCAACGCAUCAAAGAACAGAAGCAGAGACCAAAGCACAGGCAAAAGCAGAAGCAGUUAGGAAAGGUCGUGCGGGCGCGUUAUUUCAACACGACAGCAGUAGACGAGGCGAAUAUUAUCCAACAUGGACCAUAUAGACAGCAUGGCAAGUAACAAAGAGCCCAGCUCUAUUUCACGGCCGAGUGUUCAACCCAAGCCUAUCCGGCGGCGCAACCGUAUGAUCAACUCUUGUCUAGAGUGCAGGAAACGCAAGCUUAAGUGCAGUAAGACGUCGCCGACAUGUACCAACUGUGUCAAGGCCACACGGGACUGCCUAUACAUUGGGCCUCGCCUGGACGAGGCGAGUCAGAUGCGCCUCGCUGAGAUCAAAGAGAAGCAAAGCACUUUGGAGCGACAGCUGGAACGUGAUGUAACCAAUUUCACUGCGUCUAGGAGCACUUUGCAGCAACGCAUUCUCGCUGAUGAAGUAGAAGACAACUAUGAUGAUGAGCACGACCUGGAGGCUACGCCUCUGGUCGCUCUCGACCUGACGUACGAAGAUGAUGCAGAUGAAGGCGCUGACGACAUGAUAGACCUUGGCGUUCAAAUUGGGAAAAUGCGUAUUACUGAGAGGAUAGGUGGACUCUCGAGACCACGACUAUCUGAAGAGAUCUUAGCAGGAAUCUCGCAGCGCCCUGUUGGCCACCCGCCUCGUCUACUUCCAAGGGGCCAGAUGCCCGUAUUUGAGGAUGUCCCAGAUAGCAUAUCGGAAUCACCCCUACCCGAUUUCUUGAAGCCUACAAACCAACACAUAGUGCCAACAAGCGGCUUCUUUUUCGGCCAAGUUGGCGAGCCACCCAACCUCCUGCAGUUUCUGCCACCCCGGCAUGUCGCGGACCGUCUUAUGGCUCGAUACUUCCGUGCGGUCCAUCCCAUAGCGCCUUGCUCGCACUGGCCUUCGAUGGAAGGCGUAUAUGCCGCGUUCUGGGAAGAGAUUACUGCGGGCUUUGAGCCACGACCCGCCAUGCAGGCUAUUAUCUUCGCGACUAUGUUCAGCGGCCUCGUCAGCAUGAGGGAGGACGUUGUAUUUCACGAGCUGGGUGGCUAUUUUAAGGCUAACUGGGUUGCGAGCCUUAAGAUUGGUACCGAAACAGCUCUCAGCAAAGCCAAUUUCUUGCGGACUACAAGAGUAGAAACCAUGCAGGCGUUUAUCAUCUACAUGAUACCAUUAUGUAGGGCAGAGGUGUCACGGGCUCAUUCAGUCCUCGUGGGCGCUGCCGUUCGCAUGGCUGAGUGCAUGGGCCUGCACCGUGACGGCGAAACCUAUGGGCUGACGCCUUUGGAGACACAUGUACGGCGUCUCGUCUGGCAUCAGCUCUGCUUUCUCGACAUCCGGACGUGUGAAGCACAGGGCCCAAAACCUGUGAUUCGCCGAGAAGAUUACGACACGAAACUGCCUAUAAACUGCAAUGAAGAGGAUUUGGCAGCAGCAUCUGGUGCGCCACCACUAGAGCCGUCGGACGCAUGGACGACUAAUACGUUGGCACUGAUCCGGUUCGAAAUCAACGAGAUGAUGCGUGCCGUCUGGGUGGACCGACGGCGACUCGAGACCAGGCGCACUACCUUGACUGCCGUGCUGACCAAGAUCGAGAACUUCCGGCGACGCAUGUCGGAGAAGUAUGACCCUUUGCUCGACGUAUCAUUGCCACAACAGCGCUACGCAAAGUGUAUCAUGUAUCUGCUGACCUACCGGCUGCAUGUCAUGGUGCUACACCCGUACUAUGCCAACGCGUCGCACCCGAUGCCACCACGGCUGAGCCACCUGCUGAUCACGUCGGGUAUAAUGGUGAUUGAGCUGGCAAUACAAGUAGAGACCAAUCCUCUAUUCCAGGACUGGGCGUGGUACAUGGGCGCCUACUUCCAGUUCCAGAUCGCGAUACUGCUUGCCACUGAAGUGUACUUUCGUCCUCAGAGCCGCGAGGCAGACCGUAUCUGGUCAUGUCUGGACUAUGUCUUCGACCUAGACCACAAGCUGCCCCCAGAAACGAAGUGCAUGAACCUACUGAGUGAGAUAUCGAGUCGUACCGCCGUGUAUAUGCGCAAACGUAAGAUGCGGGGCCCCAGUACCACUGCUCGAGCAGCAGUCUCAACCAAUGCAGUGGCAGGGACCAACUCGCCAUCGCCAGGUCAUCAGCCGCAACACCAAGCGACACAACAACAGCAGCCCGUGCCGGUGCUUCACCCCGAAUAUCAACCUCAACCUCAACCUCAGCCUCAGCCUCAGCCUCAGCAUCAGAAUCAGCACUCGACCGCCUGUGGAAGUCACAUUCCACUCUGUGCCGGUGCGAACGGGGGCAUGAAGGCAGAGCCAGGCUACACAUCCGUGGGACCAUCGACGAGACCACAUAUGGUCUUUGCGGGCGUAUCUGAUGGUCAAGUCCUCUGGAGUCUACCACCAAAUGCAGGGAGUCCCCACGACAGCGACUCUUCAAGCCUUGCGCCACCUAUAGGAGUGACGAUACCGUCAACGGCACCAGCACCGGCAAUGGCAGCAACGAUAAAAGGGGGUACUGCAGCAGCUGUUGCUGGUGCUGGUGGCGCUCUUGAUUCUCAUAUAUCACAGGGCAAUGAUAUCAUGGAUAGUAUAGACUGGGAUACAAUGUACGCACUCUUCCCCAACGACGUGCAGACAGGUGAAUUGUCCAUACAAGGAUAUCAUGACCCAAAAUUCAGCAUUAUAAAUGGAGGUCGCUGCACUUUAUAAAGCAGGAAGAUUGCUGGGCCAAUAAACCAUCUGUUAUUGUCACUUUUACUCACAAAGCUCAUUGACCUCCCAAGUAUCUAUACCCUCUACGAUAAGCAGACUUGCUCUUGCUCCUAACCCCUCCAACGCUUCUUAUCGCCGUACUCCCUUUCUACUUUAUGGUUGAGUGUAUGGUGAUCGUAAUGUUCACCUCCCCUUCUCCCUUCAUUUUACAAAUUUACAGCCAGAUGGGCGAGUAUAUGCCGCCAUGAUGCCGUGUAAUGUAUAUGGCCAAAAUGAUAAACCGCUGUCAAGACUAAUCUAAAGUUCGAA
This is a messenger RNA of Xylaria bambusicola, 3233 nucleotides long. RefSeq lists its product as uncharacterized. The transcript has 5 exons. Bases 303 to 2921 code for a protein of 872 amino acids. NCBI's taxonomy places the organism in Eukaryota, Fungi, Ascomycota, Sordariomycetes, Xylariales, Xylariaceae. Gene Ontology annotation, biological process: DNA-templated transcription; regulation of DNA-templated transcription. Gene Ontology annotation, molecular function: DNA binding; zinc ion binding; DNA-binding transcription factor activity, RNA polymerase II-specific. The record is from RefSeq and is a predicted model, not a curated record.